This is a messenger RNA of Penicillium mononematosum, 636 nucleotides long. RefSeq lists its product as uncharacterized. Bases 1 to 636 code for a protein of 211 amino acids. The record is from RefSeq and is a predicted model, not a curated record. NCBI's taxonomy places the organism in Eukaryota, Fungi, Ascomycota, Eurotiomycetes, Eurotiales, Aspergillaceae. The transcript has a single exon.
AUGUCCCUGGUUCUUCUCGAAGCCAACGGGGGAGUCAUUUGCGAUGUUCACUCAGAAGAGCCUGUGACUCCCGAAACGCCACAUCUCGCACCGGAAGAACUGCGAGAAUCCAACUUCUGCCUCGAUGUCCAGAAGCUCCUUCUCGGAGACCGCCGACCAACUGCGCUCACCUGCACAUUGGAGAUCAAUUGGCGCCGGCAGUCAUCUGAAUUUGUAGCUUCCUCGGACGCAGAGGACUCAGUCACAACCACCGUCCUUGAUAUUCCCCGAUUUGUGGUCCCAAUGGGCGAGCCUCGAGUUCUUGCAUCGGCUACCCCAUCUAGCAGUAUGGCGGGGUUGAUUCAUAUGGAUUAUGUACUGGAGAACCCCUCCACCCAUUUCCUCACCUUCAACCUGGUCAUGGAAGCUAGCGAGCACUUUGCCUUUAGCGGACCGAAGACCACCGUUGUGCAGCUUGUGCCGCUGAGUCGCCACACAGUGAACUUCAAUUUGUUUGCAGCGAAGCGUGGCUUAUGGAUUCAGCCACAACUGGUAGUUAUUGAUACCUACUUCAACAAAACACUCCGCGUCCUUCCAACGGGGGAUAUGAGGUCGGACAAGAAGGGGGUUCUGGUAUGGGUUGAUGCCGACGAUUGA